UGUUGAGUCGUGCCAAGAGCGUCGCGUGAAGGUGAGAAGCAUCUCAAAAUCUCUCUCAAGUGAAGCUGAAAAGGGAGCCUGAAAAGAGCCCAAACAGCCACCAAAAAGGUAUCACAAUCGCCAGGCAAGAGCGCCAAAGAGUCGCGAGGGCGCCCGAAAUCGCUCCUGUCAGUGGAUUUCCAUGGAUUAAGCGAGGCCGAGGGGCGGUUUAGCGAGUUUUCCGUGACUGAAGGAAAGCGCCACCCUCUUCGCCAGGAGAGACAUUUCGUCGGGUGGUCUUUGAAGGCCCCAGUGCCAGAGGAAGUGAAGUGCGUGUGAGUGGAGUGGAGCUGCCCGUUUUUUCUGUGUUGUGUUUGGCCACAGGGAGAAGGAAGGGUUGAACCGAACAAGGAAGCCCCAGACAGCGAGAGAGACCCUCUAUUUGCGGCUUGAGAGGCGGAUUUUGCGUCCACUUUGGCCAUAUGUAUCGGGCCUCUGUGUGAUUUUUCGCCAGAGAGUGUAAUACAAUACCUGGAGACAAGUGUGUCUCGAAAUCACAGUUGAGUGUGCAAAAGAAGUUGAGAAAAUGUCGUCUUGGGGAUUUGUGUUCGGAUUCGUGCUUUCGACGCUUUUUUCGGAUAUCACAGUCAGUGUGCAGGCUGCAUCGCCACGAUGGGAGCCCCAGAUCGCCGUGCUCUGCGAGGCGGGUCAAAUCUACCACCCACAGUAUUUGUCCGAAGAGGGCAAGUGGAUGUCCGACCUGAAGAUUAAAGUGCCCAACUCUUCGUGCUUGAGGGACAAAAUCGAUUUGCUCGAUCACUGCAAGAAGGUCUAUCCGGGGCGUGAUAUCACGAACAUCGUGGAGUCGCCGCACUACCAGAAGAUUGGCGGCUGGUGUCGCCAGGGAGCCACGAGUCAGGGCAAGUGCAAAGGUGCCCAGCGCUGGAUCAAGCCCUUCAGGUGCUUGGAAGGUCCUUUCCAGUCUGACGCGCUGCUCGUGCCCGAGGGUUGUCUCUUCGAUCAUAUCCACAAUGCAUCGCGCUGCUGGCCCUUCGUCAGAUGGAACCAGACCGGAGCGGCCGCCUGUCAGGACCGCGGCAUGCAGAUGAGGAGCUUCGCCAUGCUCCUGCCCUGCGGCAUAUCCCUCUUCUCCGGCGUGGAGUUCGUCUGCUGUCCCAAGCAUUUCAAAGAUGCGGUCAAAGUGAAGAAAAUCGAUUUGCCCGUCAUGUCGCCUGAGUUGGAGGGAUUGCCCAUGUCUGACGACCUCGAGGGCGACGACGACGACGAUGUGGACAUCAACGAGGACAUGCUGGCCGACGAGGAAGGCGACGAUGAGGACGAUUACGACUCGGACGAGGACACUGGCAGCGACUCCGAGGAUUCUGGCGCCUCUGAUGAGAACUGGGACAUGCCCGGCGGAUCACUGAGCGGAAAGGAUCAGACUAUCAUCAACGAGAACCCCUCGACAAUGUCACCGAGCACAACUCUGAAGCCCACUGAGCAAGUUGCAUCUUCGUCCAGUGCUCUGCCCACUGUCGAUCCCUACUUCACUCACUUUGACCCGCGACUCGAGCAUCAGAGCUACAAAGAGGCGCAGCAGCGGCUGGAGGAGGCGCACCGCGAGAAGGUAACGCGCGUGAUGAAGGACUGGUCUGACUUGGAGGAGAAGUACCAGGACAUGCGUCUGGCCGAUCCCAAGGCGGCGCAGAGCUUCAAGCAGCGCAUGACGGCUAGAUUCCAGACCUCUGUUCAGGCACUCGAGGAGGAGGGCAACGCCGAGAAGCACCAGCUGGCCGCCAUGCAUCAGCAGCGCGUUCUGGCGCACAUCAACCAGCGGAAGCGCGAGGCGAUGACUUGCUACACCCAAGCCCUGACCGAGCAGCCGCCAAACGCUCAUCGUGUGGAGAAGUGUCUGCAGAAGUUGCUGCGCGCUCUGCACAAGGAUCGUGCUCAUGCUCUGGCUCACUAUCGGCAUCUGCUGAGCUCCGGCGGCACUGGUGGCCUCGAGGCGGCGGCCUCCGAGCGCUCCAGGACACUCGAGCGCCUCAUCGACAUCGACCGUGCCGUGAAUCAGUCACUCUCCAUGCUGAAGCGCUAUCCGGAUCUCUCGGGCAGGAUCUCGCAGCUGAUGGACGACUACAUCCAGGCGCUGCGCUCCAAGGACGAGACGCCCGGCUCCAUGCUGGCCAUGACGGAGGAGGCGGAGGCGGCGAUCCUGGACAAGUACAGAAUAGAGGUGGAGCGCAAGGUGAACGAGAAGGAGCGGCAGCGCCUGGCUGAGAAGCAGCGCAAGGAGAAGCGCGCCCAGGAGCGCGAGAAGCUGCGCGAGGAGAAGCUGCGGUCGGAGGCGAAGAAGCUGGAGGCGACGGUGAAGCAGCAGCAGCAGAUGAAGGAGAAGGCCAGCGAGGAGGAAGUGAGGAAGUAUCAGAAAGCCGACCAGAAGGAUGCCAAGGAUCGCGAUGAAGACACUACUGUUGGCGCGGCAGUCACGGCACUUCCCACAGUGGAUGACGCAGCUGUGCAGCGGGCUGUCGAGGAGGUGGCGGCCGCUGUGGCGCAUCAGGAAGCUGAGCCGCGGAUGCAGCACGCUCUGGCUCACGAUCUGGGCCACGGAGAGGCGAUCUACUCCGUGCGCCGGGAGGUGUUCCAGGGACCGGGACACGAGGGCAGGAAUGUCUACUUCACUCUGGCUUUCGCCGGAAUCGCCCUGAUGGCGGCCGUCUUCGUGGGAGUGGCCGUGGCCAAGUGGCGCGCAUCCCGAUCGCCGCAAGCACAAGGAUUCAUUGAAGUUGACCAGGUUAACCAGACCAUCGGAGCCCCAGUGACACCAGAGGAGAGACACGUGGCCAACAUGCAAAUCAACGGCUACGAGAAUCCGACAUACAAAUACUUCGAGGUCAAGGACUAAGCGCGUAACCUCGGCGAGUGAGAAGGUGUGUUUGGCGGUGUGCGGAGAGAAUCAAAAAAAUGGAAAGUAUAAUCCUUUUAUAUUCAAUAAAAAAAAGAGAAACCGAGAGGAAUGCGCGGUGAGAUGCAAAUUGUGGAUGAAGAUGAAACAAUAAUAGCCACAGAUAUAUUUAGAUCUUAGCAUUACACAUAAAGAUGAAAAAAAAUUACCUAUAACUAAUUAUAUACCUUCUGAUGAAGAUGAGUGGCAAAGACAGCGUUGGUAGGAUGAUUGGAACACUAUAUAUUGAGGGAGAGUGAAGAAGGAGAAAUUAACUGCUAUAUAACGCAAGUUUGGCUUGCAAAAUUGUACAAUAUCUCAUUUUUAAUUGUAAAAUGUUCAGUCUAUCGUUGUCACUGAGGUAAAAAAAAAGGUAAAUAAGGAAGAGGGUGAAAAAAAGUGGUGGUGGAGAUAAGGAGAAAGAAUAAAAAAAGAAGAUAUUUAUUUGAAUGCUGCACUUUUAUGAAGAAUGCACUCAAAAAAUCUCUCGUUGUUGUAGUUGUAGUAGAGUGUCCUUUGCAAGAUGAAUCGUGAGACAUUUUUUGGAGGGAUUAAACACUGUUACAAUCUUUUCCUCAUUCCACAAGUCUAAUGGAGAAUUAAAUAAAAAAAAAACAACCGCGCCGUUUAUUUAACCACACACAAACACUAACCAAAAUCUCUUAGAGAAUUUCUAGACGCCUUCAGAACACAAAAUUUCACACCGCAAGAAUAGCGGUGAGAACACGUAAUUAUACGAGGAGAAAAAAAAGCUUACAAAGGAAUUUUUCACAGAGUCGAAAUAAAUUUAAACAUGAGAGUAUAAAAAGCUUCACAUAGACUGACUUUUUCCUAUAUCAAACCAGAGAUUCUCGUAGUAUUAUCAUGUCACUCUAGUGCUUUCUGUAUAACUCGUAUCACAACCCUCUUUUCACACACAAUACUUGUGUCUCAUUGAAUCACACACACACAGAGAAUAAUCCUAUUUAUUAUGAUAUAUAAAAAAAAAAUGCUUCAGGUGAACCGAAUUGUGCGAGAGCUUGUUUUAUAAAUGACAAAACAAAAAAAGAUGAAAAUAUAUAGAACAGAAUUUUUAACAACAACUUAGAAACUUAGCUGAAGAGAGGUGGAAACAAUAGAUGGUAGAGAUAACAUUAUUAAACUCAUCAAUGACACGAAACCACAAAUUGCAAGAAAGAAAACAUAUAAAAGAAAAAUCGCGAAAAAUGAGGAGAGAUUCUCCUUAUCCAAAAAAAAAAAAUGAAAUAAUAAUAAUAAUAUCACUAAAACCCAGCGUGGAUGUCAAUGUAAAGCCGCUUCUUUUCUCUGGUAGUCACUGUACUUGUUGUUAGAUGAAUGAACAAUCACGAGUGAUAUGAUUUCGUCUGAGCUUUUUCCACUCAAUUCUCACACAUCGCUUUCAUGUCACUGAGUUUGUGCUUCUCUUGCAUUUUGAUCGAAAUCCUCUUGAGUGACGCGACGCAGAGAAAUCCCCGUGAAAUUGCUGAGUGAUUUCGAAUUGGCAAUAAAACCAGGUGAGAUUAAGUGGAAUUUGUUCGCGUUUGGGAAGAAGACAUCAACGCAAAUAUAUAAUCCUCGUAUGAAACUCAGCAAGAUGGCACACUUAACACGUCCUUUAAGGCACAGAUGAGUGUAACACUCAAAAGGAAUCUCCCUGGCAAAACCCCUUUCUCUUCAUUGUGCCGAAAAUGCAAUGCUUAAUGGCAUUAAAUGCAAAUUGAGCUUUUGAGCAAUUAAAACACAAAAUGGGGGUGAGCUUUGCAUUCAAGGAUGCGCAUCACAAGGAGCAUCGAAAGAAGGCUUCUCUCAUAUCUCUAUUAGAGCUUCUUUCACACACGCUCCCCCGAAUCUUCGCCAAAAGCCUCCGUUUUGGCAUCAGUUGGCGCUCAGAAGCUCAAUUUUCUCUCUUUUCCGCCCAUCCCCCUUCAAAAAAAAGGAAAAAAAGAAAAA
Molecule: messenger RNA, 4876 nt
Organism: Phlebotomus argentipes
Lineage: Eukaryota; Metazoa; Arthropoda; Insecta; Diptera; Psychodidae
Gene: Appl
Product: amyloid-beta-like protein
Exons: 12
Coding region: 566-2887 (773 amino acids)
Biological process (GO): central nervous system development; axonogenesis
Cellular component (GO): neuron projection; neuronal cell body; membrane
Molecular function (GO): transition metal ion binding; heparin binding
Source: RefSeq, a predicted model, not a curated record